AGAAUAACCCGAUGACAUCACACACGCCGUGAAAGACGACCGGGGAUAAUUGGUCUCUUCUUGUAAUCCUACCCCUUACCCACCAUGCACUGGGAGGUUUCUAAGGCGACCCUGACAGUCAACAAACAUGGCUGCUGCUGCUGCUGCUGCUGCAGGGAGCUCUCACAAACAUGAGCGAUCCUGCUCCCACAUCCCAACGUUCUCAGCUCGACAUCCCAUGAUCCCCAAACUGUAUGUGAUGCCAUGGAAACAGGACAUGAGGAACCAGAGGCUGCUGAUGAAGAACGCAGCUCUGGCAGAGAUCCCUGUGGUUCCUCUGGAGGAGUCCUUGUGUUUUUGUGGUCGGGAGCGUCUCUGCCACAGUCAGGACUGCACUCACCGCUCCGCCUCCUCCUCCUCCUCCUCUUCCUCUGCUCCUCUCAGCCAGACAGGACUGACAGCUCACCACUCCUCCCACUUCUCCAGGUACAACAGCUCUGUGAUUACCACCAGGCGACUCUACCAAGCCUGAAGACUCAUCACACAAACACUAAUAAACCUGUCUGCUUUACACUUUCUCUGUCUUACUAUAUAAUGAUGAAAACUCUGUGUGUGUGUGUUCCACGUUUUUCUCCUCACUGACUUGGUCAAUCCAUGUGAAAUUUGGCACAGUGGUAGAGGGUCAUGGGAGGAUGCCAAUGAAGCAAUAUUACAUCAAUUGGCCAAAGGGGGGCGCUAUAGCAACCCACUGAAAUGUCAAACUUUGAAUGGGCAUAUCUCAUGCCCCGUAUGUCGUAGAGACAUGAAACUUUGCACAGAGAUGCCUCUCCUCAUGAGGAACACAUUUGCCUCAAGAACCCAUAACUUCCGCUUAUAUAGAUUUUCCGCCAUUUUGAAUUUUUUGAAAAACACUUCAAAUGGAUCUCUUCCUAGGAAGUUUGAGCGAUCUGCAUGAAACUGGGUGAACAUAAUCUAGGGAGCAAUAUCUAAAGUUCCCUCUUGGCAAAAGUUGGAAAACUUCCUAAAACUGAGCUUCUAUAAGGCAAUGAAUAUUGCGGAGGGCGUGGCUCAUCACAUAAAGGUGUAGAACAUCUCAAGGGUUUCACCCAUCACCACGCAACUUUGUAGGCAUAUGACCACACAUAAUCUGAGGGGACCCCUCCAUUAUUGAGCCCAUCAAACAAAAUGGGGGCGCUAGAGAGCUCAUUUCUUAUCUAGGCCUAACCGCCAUAUGGAUUUUUACUAAACUUGGUAGAUAUGUAGAACAGGACGCCUCAAGGUGACUGGAGAAAUUUAACUCUAAUUGGCAACUGGGUGGCGCUAUAACAACAGAAAAAUGCUUCAAAAUGGCUAAAAUGCGACUGAUCGCUGUGGCUCCCCCUGUGGACCAAUGUUGGUGUUGUUUCUAAUGUUUGGUAUGACUAAGUCAUGGUAUGGUAUGCUGUACUCAGUGGGUAUGGACUAGUUCUGAUAUAGUUAUAUUAAGACACUUGGUUCCUUCCCAUCUGACAUUCUAAUGUUGAACAUGGUUCGAUCACUGUUGAAUAAUGUUUUCAUUUUGAAAGUUGAAUCAACGUUGAUUUCGCAAUAUUGUUUUAAUAUUGUUUCAUAAACCUUGAAUGUUGUUUCAAAAUUGUUUCAUUGCUGGAGCAGAUCUUUCUAAAAUUUCUGUGUUCAUUUAUGAGACUUUUGUUGACCUUUUCACAACCAUCAGAAUUAAACAUUGUGUCAGUGUUGUUUUAAUGUUUAAACAAUAACUGACAUAAUUUCAACCACAUUACAGCGUUGCAGAUUGGUUGUCUGCCAGCUGGGUUGGUUGAGUUUGCAAAAGAGGAAUGAGUCCCUUUUCAGAUAAACAGGAGAACCAGGAAGCUACACAAGAUAUUCAAAUGGCAAACUAAAAUCUGCAAACUACUGAUGAAGAAAUAAGAACGAGGCAGAAAGCCUAACUACUGAAGAUAUGUAAAAUACCACAACCAUGGAAAAACAUACUGUAUACUUUAUAUAUGCUGCAUAAGUAUUGAAGACAAAAAAAAAACCCAACCAACAACAACCUAUAAAAAAAUUGAUGUGUUUAUAGAUGCAGGAACAAAAGUGAUAAGCAAUGACCCAGAUGUGCACAGAAAGUACAGACAGAUUUUAUUCAGAUUCAGAUUCAGAUUCAGAAUACUUUAUUAAUCCCCGGGGGGAAAUUGUUUUUGUUCCAAUGCUCUGUGCAAAGUAGAAAUAGAAAUACAGCAUGAAUGGAAACAAGAGAUAAAGAUGGAGAUAUAAAUAAAAUACUAAAAUAGACAAUGAAAUAAGUAAAAUAAAAUAUUAAAGUAGACAUUAAAAUAAAAUAAAUAAUAAAAUAGUAAAGUAAACAAUCUGAAAUAUGUACAAUAUGCAAUGAAAUGGUUGUAGCGUUAUAAAUGAAUUUAUUUAAAUAAUUUUAUUUAGAGAUUUGAGGCAGAAAAACAAAUACAGGAAAGAUUUAUAACAGCUUUAAUACCAUGGCUGUUGAACAUACUAAUUUCUGAUUGGCUGACAGGUGUCUUUUCAAAAGGGUCACUGCCUCUUUCCUACCUGCAUAUCUGUAUCCAUCUCCUAUUUGCUGUUUAUGCUCUAUGUAAUGGGAUAAUAAUGUGACGAACCCCCUGUUCCUGUUUCUUUUUGUCUGCAGUACUUCUUUAAAAUCAACAAGGUCAUUGUGAGUUUGAUCAGUGUGACGCUCAGUCAGCUCCUGCACUUCUCAUAUUCACCACAGGGUGUCAGUGUUUGUGAAUGUAACACAUCAGUGGAGCUUCAGCACCUCAGACAGAUAGCAGGUUUGAAGUAAAUCACUAAGAUUUAAUAAUCUCUAAAACCAGGA
Molecule: messenger RNA, 2830 nt
Organism: Epinephelus fuscoguttatus (brown-marbled grouper)
Lineage: Eukaryota; Metazoa; Chordata; Actinopteri; Perciformes; Serranidae
Product: testis-expressed protein 43-like
Exons: 5
Coding region: 128-511 (127 amino acids)
Source: RefSeq, a predicted model, not a curated record